Molecule: messenger RNA, 1792 nt
Organism: Passer montanus (Eurasian tree sparrow)
Lineage: Eukaryota; Metazoa; Chordata; Aves; Passeriformes; Passeridae
Product: collagen alpha-1(III) chain-like
Exons: 2
Coding region: 78-1697 (539 amino acids)
Source: RefSeq, a predicted model, not a curated record
UCGGUGGGCUCGGCCGCGCUGCCCCCUCCGCCUGCGGGGGUCCCGGGUGGGCGGCAGCCCCGGCCCCCCGGCCCGCCAUGGCCCGGCUCUCGGUCAAGGAGCACCUGGACGGGAUCCUCUCCGACUUCGAAGCGCUCAAGAAGUCGUUUGAGGCAGAAGAUGGGGACGAGGCACCCGGCUCCUUGCUGUCCUCAGGCGAGAGCCACCAGCCGCUGCAGCGCGGCCACCCGCCCCGCCUGGGCGGCGGCCCCGGCCCCAGCCCGGUGCCCAGCCCCGUGCUGCGCUCCCGGCUCGGCACCGGCCUGGCCACCGGCCGAGCCAACGGCACCGGCAUCGCCCGCGCCGCCUCCUUCCAGAGCCGCCAGGCCCUGGCCACGGGGCCGGGCAGCGACGGGGAGAGCCAGCGCAGCUCAUCCUCCAGCCUGGAGAGCCCCGCGCCCACCGGGCCCCCGCAGGCACCGGGCAGCCCCCCGGCCGCCAGCCCCGGCUUGAAGAAGGUCCCGUCCCACGGCUGCGUCUUCCCGGUGGAGCUGGACCAUCCCCUCCGCGGGGCCGCCGCCAGCCACGGCUCCCUGCCAGCGCUGGACCUGCACAUCGCCGAGGAGCCGGGCCUGGGGACGCCGUGGGGCACGCAGAGCUCUGCAGCCCAGCCUCGCGCCCACCAGCCUUCCUCCUCACCCUCCUCCUCCGCCCUGCCCCCGCACGAUGGCACAGAGACAGCCCCGGGGCUGCCCCCGCUCCCCGAGGGGCCGGGGGGGUGGGACGCGGCUCCCCGCACGGUGUCCCGGCCGUGGAGGGUCACCCUGAGCGCCAGCCCCCUCCCGUCCCGCCGGGCCCCCGCUCAGCCCCGGGGACAGGGGGAGGCGGCCCCGGCCGAGGGCAGGGCCGAGGGGCCGCCAGCGCUGCCAGCCCCCCAGGCCGCCACCUUCAGGCUGGUGUCGCAGCCGCAGACGGUGCAAGUGAGCUCGCAGCCCGCCUUCCUCGGGGGGCUGGUGCUGGGGCACCCCUGGGGCACGCCGGCAGCGCCCGGGCAGAUGGCACCGCGGGGACCCUGCGUGGUGGCAGCGGCUCCCGACCAGGCUGCGGACGGCAGCGGGGCGGCGGUGACGCCGGAGCACGGUAGGACUUCUUCUUGUCCCCGUCCCUCUCUCCGUCGGGGCCCCCUCGGCGGGCGCAGCGCUGCCAAAACCCCGCACGAGCCGAAGCCGGGAAAAGCGUGGGGUGACGGCGACUUUGGGGACAGGCGCGCCGCCAGCUCGCUGCUCCCCGCGCCGGGGCCCGCUGGCUGCGGGGGGCCGGGAGCCGAGCGCGGCGCUGGCAGCGCUCCCGGCCCGCCCGUCCCCGCGGUGCCUGGCGAGCCGCCCGCUCCGCCCCGGCGCUCACUGCUCUCCCGGCGCGGAGACAGGUCGGGACACAUGUGCCCCAUCGGCCGGCCCCGCGCGUGCCGCCUAUCGCCGCGAUCUUGUCCCGCGUCCAGCGCUUUCUUCCCCUCUCAUCCCUGCUGGCUUGGCACGGGGCUGGAUCCUGUUCCUCCCUCCCCGCGGGGCGCGGGAGGUGGCGGGGGGCCAAGGAGCGCCGGGGCGUGCUCGGCGUGCGCCCGGUGCCGCGGGCAGCGGAGCCCGGCUCCCGGCACGGCUGUGCCCCCGGCUCCCGCCGUGCCAAGCCCGUGCCCGUCCCCAGGCCUGGGGAGGGGGUAACCAAGUGCCCUUCCCAGGGCUGCUCCGGGAGGGCCGGAGGGCGCCGCGGUGGCCGGAGACGGCCGCCACCGCCGCUGCUCCCUGGCUGGGUGCUC